UUGCGGUCCUCGCAAUAAUUAAAGAGUUAUUAAUUGAUUAAGAUUAGCAAAUCAGUGCGCGUCUCGCGCGCAGUAGGCGGAGUGCUCUAGGCACGGUAGCGACCUAUUAGAAAAUUUUAGGAAAGGAUGCCAGCAACACGUUAUUCUUCCUCUUUGUCGGAUAUUAGAGGUAGGCGUGGUACUCUAGACAAGAUAAAUUUUAGGAAAGGAUGCCAGCAACGCGUUAUUCUUCCUCUUUGUCGGAGGUAGGCGUUGUACUCUAGACUAAGGUAACGACCUAUUAGAAAAUCUUAAAAACUUAAUAUAAAAAAAUUAAUAUAAAAUAAAAAAUUAAUAUAAGAAAGAAAAUAUCUUGUCGCGUGUUUUUGCUCAUUGCUAGGUAAAACAAUCGUUCGUAUGCCAAGAGCACUCUGCGACUCCACGACAUGAAGUUGUGUAUUGCUUUGGUGCUCGAGACGCACUCUCAUUUAGUACUUCCUUUUACUUAGACUUAGACUUUGGACGCUCACGCGCUUUCAGCGUCAAUCUAUUAAAUGUAAAACAAAUAUAGACUGAUGUUGAAAGAGCGUGAGCGUCUAAAGCGAAUGCAGUUAUUUGGAAAAAAUAUAGGAUUUUUUUAUUCAACUUUCUAUCAUCUUACGAGCGUUAGUACUUCCAUUAUCGAAUACCCUAUACAUAGUAAUUUUUUAUAUGUGUCAUAGAUAAAUCCAGUCAUUAUUUGCAAAUGUUUUAUUCCCGUAAAAUUGUUAAUAACUCUUCCGACAUGUGCGGUGUAAAAUACGGAUGAUAUGAAAAACCGGUUUUCGAUACGGUUGAAGUAUUUCCUACUUUUUAUUUCGUCAUCGCGUAUAUUUAUGCUGGAAUAAACAUAUUCAUGGUAUGUGAGAUUGACCGUGGAAUUUAAUUCAGAUUUUAUCUGUGUUUAGACUAUAUUUGUUCUUAGAAAUUGUUUGCAGACAUUGUAACAUUUUAUACAAUUUGGGAUUUUCACUAUUCGUCCGUUGUCUAAUCGUUUUAUUAAUCUACAUUUUUAAUUUUCAUGCUUCACUCAAAAAUGUGAAGACUCUGGACAGGAUUCUUGCAACUAUAUAAGAGCCUGUUGACAAAGUUUUCUUUUUGAACCCCCUUGUAUACAGGUAUCCGCAGCGGACAGACUUCUUUUUAAACGUCGUCGGUCGACUGUCGUCCAAUAGUCUCGUCUUGCUAUUCGCAUCUGCCGCGCAUUUUAUUCGUGAAGAGUCGAGUUAAGAGUAGAAUUGUGAAGUAUCGACUUCAUUGUCCGUUCAGUGAGAUGGCCUAAAGUCAUCUGUAUAAUCAUUAAUAUUAGAUUAGGAUUUGUUUCGAUUUUCUCAGGUGAAUGUUUUUCAUUAGUGACUGUUCGAGAAGAAACAUUUAGGAUUAAUUAUUUCAUUUUGUUUCUCGAGAAAACAAAUUACGGGUAAUGACUUUUUCCUAAAUAAAUUUUCCAGAUGUGAAGACUUAAAGAUAUCUAUUAUAAUUAUAAUUCUUUUCGUGCUCUGAUAUUUCAAAAGGUAAUAAAUACAUAUUUUUUCUUCUGAAUAACAAAUACAUUAUUAUAUCGCCUGUGCGUUAUAUCAUAUGUGUCAACAAUCUUUUAAUAUUAAUUUUAUUCUGUAGACAUUAACAUUUGGGCAUGCCUCUUUGUAAAACCAUUUUGAUCAAAUCAGUUGAUUUACCAAUUAAUCAAGGUUUGUAUAUAAUAAAACUUUUAGAAUAUUCGGAGAUAUACUAUAUCUUUAUAGUAUAUAGAUUUUAUGCUAGAAAAUAUUGUUUACAACAGUAUAUGAUACUUGAUAAUAUUUUUCAUAUAUUGAAGAGAAUUUAUAUGUUUGACAAACUGAUCAAAAUGUUACGGGAUGUCUCAAUACUUACACUGUACUUUACUAUACCUUAUACCUUUACUAUAUCUUUAUUAGCAUAAUAUUAUUUAAUAUCUGUAACUUAUUUCAAAAUAAGUUUAAACUCAUUUAAGAUAAAAUUUGAAAUAUUAAUAUUUAUAAAUGCAGUGAUAUCAUCAUUAAAAACGCGUGAUUAAUUACUGGGCUCAUUAUGAAUUUCGAAAAUGCAAUCUUGCAAUUCAAGCUUUAUCACACUUCAUACUUCACCUACAGUUAUCCAACUUAGAUACAACUAAUGUUGGAAAUCUCUGUACGUCGCUAUGCUAUCAGCAUUUUCUUCCGGAACGAUCGUGCGUAGGAUGCACCAAACUGGAGUGGAAACGACGCAGUUACCAGUGACAAUUUACGAGACGUUCCUGCCGAGAAUCUUUACGGCAAGCAUAUCUUCUUCGUGAUAUAUUACAGAAAGCACGAAUCAGUAUUUCUGGAUUUCUACAUAUUCACGAAGCCGCUAAGCGAUAGCUGUUUUAAUGCAAACGAUACCACAAUAACAACUUUUGACAUGCUAAAAGACGUUUCUUCACUAUUGAAGCUCUUCAAUUGGCAGGAGAGAAAAGCAAAGUACUGUUAAUAUUUGCCAUUCGAUAGAACUCUGCAAAAACAGAAAGGAGACUUCCAUAUGUCGUAAUCAAUACAUUUACAGAAUGAUAGGAUUCUUAUGAAUUCGCAUUACUGUCUUAACAAGAAGACUGUGUCCUGCUAAGAAAUUGCUAUUUCGGCAAAAUUAAUCUUAAAUUGCAUCGCGUUAGAUUAGGGAUAAUAAUUUAUAACGGCUACGAGUUAUCUACGUGGAGAAAACAUGAAUAUACUAAAUUAAGAGAAAAAAGAGAAUACUCGAGAAACAAUAGAUACAAUCAUGCCAUGUUACGCAGUCUUCCAAAAGUCCAUAAACAAACCCAGAAGACUCAAGCUCAAGGGAUUUAAUGUCUCUUCCUAUUGCUCUACCGCUUCAAGACCUGUUUUAUCGAGCAAUUGAAGAUGCGUCGAACAAGUUUCGUGCUUUGGUGCUACGCUAGUUUGCUCGUUGUUGCACCGUUGGAGCUUCAGCAAAAUUCCACGAGCAACGAUACGACGGAACGAUAUGAACCUCUCAAGCUCAUGGAAGAUCAACGCGUCGAGACGAAACACGUGCAGGAUAAUUUGCGUGAAAAUUUUACCAAGGAUGAUAAAGAGAUGCGUCAUGAAUUCUUCACUAAUAUUACAAAAGAGAACCGCGAAGACGAUGAUGUGACAGAAUACGGACUCAACGAGGAUGUCACGAGAAACUACGAAGACGACGAUCAGAUGUUAGAUAUCAACGUGAACACUACGGAAACCAAAAGCAACAACUGUACUACAUUACACGAGCGGCAUGGAGAUCUCAAUGAAAGUAGCAAGAACGACACGGAGUGCGCCAACAGCACUUGCAUUCCACUUUGCUGUCCUCGAGGUGAUCGCCUGAUAGAGGAAACGUGCGUAGCUGGAGAAGCUAAUUAUUCGUUUCCAAUCGUCCACGGGAACACAACUAAUUCGUCAGAGAUCGAAGAAACCGUGGAUAACAAAACGUUGGACCAGAUGUUUCAUUUGAUUGUCGACGAUCCAUGCCAAAACGACCGGGUCGUGCUGAAUGAAACCAAUAAUUCUACGGACAACGAGUAUUAUUUCUUCGCCAACGGCUCUCUGUAUUAUAAGGAGUUCAUCGAUUCGAAGACCUAUUGCCUUGCUCUAGUGAAUCGGGACAAGUACGAGGUGACCAUCUGCAAGCCGAGCGGUAGACCGGCAUAUCCGAUGUUUUUAACUGCAGGUAUUAUACUGUCUGUGCCAUUUCUGUUUGCAACAGUCGUGGUGUACUCCAUUCUGCCGGAGCUUCAAAAUACGCACGGCUAUACGCUACGUGCGCACAGCGGCGCGCUAUGCAUCGCGUACAUAUCCCUUGCAAUGUACCAACAGUACACAUUGCCUCAAUUAGGAUACACCUACUGCCUUAUAUUAGGCUAUCUCUUUACAUUCUCGUUUACGGCGAGCUUUUUUUGGCUGAAUAUAAUGUGCUUCGAUAUUUGGUGGAUAUUUAGAAAGAAAACUCGCACAUCACGAGGAAACACGAAACGUCGAGGGAAAAAGGAAUUCCUAUACGCAUUGUACGGGUGGGGAUGUCCUUUUAUCCUCAUGUUCAUAUGUACCAUGAUUGAAUUCGUUCUCGAUGUGCCAGAGAAUUUCAUCCGACCAGACUUUUGCAUUCGUAAUCGUUGGUUCAGUGACAGAAUUGCUAGAACGUACUAUUUUUAUUUGCCCGUGGGUAUCACUAUUGUUUGCAACAUCUUCUUAUUUAUUUCAACGGCGGUGACUAUGGCACGCCAUAAAAAAGAUACCGAUCAAUUAAGAAGUGCGGAGAACAAAUGCCAUAAUGACAACAAGAAAUGGUUCAUAAUGUAUCUCAAAUUGUUUACCUUGAUGGGCGUCACUUGGGUUAUGGAGAUAGUAGCUGUUCAUGCAUGGUUAUUCAACUACCCACCACGAUACAUUUGGUAUCCCACGGAUAUAAUAAACGCUCUUCAAGGCGUUAAUAUCUUUGUCAUAUUCGUUUUGAAGAAGAAAAUCAGAUUGUCGUUGAUGAAACAGUUGGGUUGUCGGGACAGUGUCUUGUUCAAAAAUUCAACAAGUACUGGUGGGAGUGGUGGGCACAGCACUUCAACUUUGCAUUCUUCAUUGACGGUAUCUUUGCAGUCGACUGUUCCCUGUAGUCAGAUGGACAGCCGUAUGAAAAGUUCAUCUAAUCAAGUUGAUACCAAUAGAAAAUGACGAGAGAAGAUUUCAUGUUAUAUCAGGCAUAAGUUAAUCAAUGCCACAAUCUAAUCCACAUAUAAAUAUUUUCUAAGUACAUUCUAAGUUCCAGGUGCAUGUAUCCUGAUCACAAUGUCCAAAUUUGUUCCAAAGUUGAUCGCACCAAGUACUAAUCAGAAUCCCACUUUUGUUUCAGUGUGAUAUUAUACUUAAUUUUAUGGGUAUAAGAUCAACCAAAUUGUAAUAGAUCCUAUUUAGAAUUUUUAAAGUUGUUCCAAAAUAAAUAUAGCAUAAGUUUUCUAUUUAAAAUAGAAACAGUAAUAAUCCUGCAUAAGCUUUAAAUAAAAAAUAUUAAAAAAGUAAA
Ooceraea biroi (clonal raider ant) is the source of this 5043-nucleotide messenger RNA. RefSeq names its product G-protein coupled receptor Mth2. Gene Ontology annotation, biological process: G protein-coupled receptor signaling pathway; cell surface receptor signaling pathway. Lineage: Eukaryota; Metazoa; Arthropoda; Insecta; Hymenoptera; Formicidae. Gene Ontology annotation, cellular component: plasma membrane. Gene Ontology annotation, molecular function: G protein-coupled peptide receptor activity. The record is from RefSeq and is a predicted model, not a curated record.